Messenger RNA from Lactuca sativa (garden lettuce), 987 nucleotides. Its product is annotated as peroxidase 5. The record is from RefSeq and is a predicted model, not a curated record. Gene Ontology annotation, biological process: hydrogen peroxide catabolic process; response to oxidative stress. Gene Ontology annotation, molecular function: heme binding; peroxidase activity. NCBI's taxonomy places the organism in Eukaryota, Viridiplantae, Streptophyta, Magnoliopsida, Asterales, Asteraceae.
AUGUAUUGGGUGGUUACAUGUUUCAUGAAGCUCUGUAUGUUGUGCAUGCUUCUGAUGAUCACCAUGGAUACAACCGAAGCUCAAAAACAGCUGAAAGUGGGGUUCUACAAAACCACAUGUCCGGCGGCUGAACAGAUAGUGCGAGACACGGUGAAUAAGUCAGUCACCGCCAACCCUGGAAUGGCUGCAGGAAUCCUUCGUCUCUACUUCCAUGACUGCUUUGUCAGGGGUUGUGACGCUUCACUUCUACUUAAGACAGUGCCCGGAAGUGAAACGGAGUCAGAGCAAGAUGCCGGAGCCAACGCCGGCACUCUGAGAGGAUUCGAGAUAAUAGAUCAGACUAAAGCACAGAUAGAAGCUGCAUGCCCUAACACUGUCUCAUGUGCUGACAUCUUGGCUUUCGCUGCUCGAGAUAGCACCACCAUUGUUGGUGGUUUCUCUUAUGCUAUUCCAUCAGGAAGACGGGAUGGAACAAUAUCGAACAUAGAUGAUGUAGAGCUUCCGUCACCUGACUCUGACCUAAACACCCUCAAGAACACGUUUGUGGCUAAAGGUUUGAGUGUUGGAGACAUGGUAGCACUUUCUGGAGCUCACUCAAUAGGAAGAGCAGGGUGUAAUUCUGUUACAUCCCGCUUACACUUCUUUAAUGGCGACCAGACUGAUCCCUCGUUGGAUCCAACAUAUGCAGCAGCCUUGAAAAAGAAAUGCCCAAAGAGUGGAAAAUCGGGGACUACGAAUCUUGAUCCAGUGAGCGCGAAUCGCCUGGAUAAUCAAUAUUACCUUAACGUGAAGCAGCACAAGGUUUUAUUCUCCUCGGAUCAAACUCUUCUUGAUAGUAAAUUGACAGCCACAUUGGUAACUAAAUACUCGAGUAACUUGACUGCUUGGAGAAACGACUUUGCUGCAGCAAUGAUACGUUUAGGUUCUCUUGACGUAUUGACAGGGAACAAUGGUGAAAUACGUAACAAGUGUGGGGUUAGAAACUAA